AUGGAGAAGAGCUCGAGUUGCGAGAGCCUUGGCUCCCAGCCAGCAGUAGCACGGCCGCCCAGCGUGGACUCCCUGUCCAGUGCUUCCACUUCUCAUUCAGAGAAUUCAGUGCAUACAAAAUCAGCUUCUGUCGUCUCAUCGGAUUCCAUAUCAACUUCUGCAGAGAACUUUUCUCCUGAUUUGAGGGUCCUGAGGGAGUCUAACAAAUUAGCAGAAAUGGAAGAACCACCCUUGCUUCCAGGAGAAAAUAUUAAAGACAUGGCCAAAGAUGUAACUUAUAUAUGUCCAUUCACUGGUGCUGUACGAGGAACUCUGACUGUUACGAAUUACAGGUUAUAUUUCAAAAGCAUGGAACGGGAUCCCCCAUUUGUUUUAGAUGCUUCUCUUGGUGUUAUAAGCAGAGUAGAAAAAAUUGGUGGUGCUUCUAGUCGUGGUGAAAAUUCUUAUGGACUGGAAACUGUGUGCAAGGAUAUUCGGAAUUUACGAUUUGCCCAUAAACCUGAGGGGCGAACAAGAAGAUCAAUAUUUGAAAAUCUAAUGAAAUAUGCAUUUCCUGUCUCUAAUAACCUGUCUCUUUUUGCUUUUGAGUACAAAGAAGUAUUCCCUGAAAAUGGGUGGAAGCUAUAUGACUCUCUUUUAGAGUAUAGAAGGCAGGGAAUUCCGAAUGAAAGCUGGAGAAUAACAAAGAUAAAUGAACGCUACGAGCUCUGUGAUACCUACCCUGCCCUCUUGGUUGUUCCGGCAAAUAUCCCUGAUGAAGAAUUGAAGAGAGUGGCUUCCUUCAGAUCGCGGGGCCGUAUCCCAGUUUUGUCAUGGAUUCAUCCUGAAAGUCAAGCCACAAUCACUCGAUGUAGCCAGCCCAUGGUAGGGGUGAGUGGGAAGCGAAGCAAAGAAGAUGAAAAAUACCUUCAAGCCAUUAUGGACUCCAAUGCCCAAUCUCAUAAAAUCUUUAUAUUCGACGCCCGGCCAAGUGUUAAUGCAGUUGCCAAUAAGGCAAAAGGUGGAGGUUAUGAAAGUGAAGAUGCCUAUCAAAAUGCAGAACUAGUUUUCCUAGAUAUCCACAAUAUCCACGUUAUGAGAGAAUCUUUACGAAAACUUAAGGAGAUUGUGUAUCCCAACAUUGAGGAGACCCACUGGUUGUCUAACUUGGAAUCUACUCACUGGCUGGAGCAUAUUAAGCUUAUUCUUGCAGGGGCUCUCAGGAUUGCUGACAGGGUGGAGUCAGGAAAGACGUCUGUGGUGGUGCACUGCAGUGACGGCUGGGACCGCACGGCCCAGCUGACCUCCCUGGCCAUGCUUAUGCUGGAUGGAUACUACCGCACCAUCCGAGGCUUUGAGGUCCUUGUGGAGAAAGAGUGGCUGAGCUUCGGACAUCGAUUUCAGCUUAGAGUUGGCCAUGGAGAUAAGAACCAUGCAGAUGCAGACAGAUCACCUGUUUUUCUUCAGUUUAUUGACUGUGUCUGGCAGAUGACAAGACAGUUUCCUACAGCUUUUGAAUUCAACGAAUAUUUUCUCAUUACCAUUUUGGACCACCUAUAUAGCUGUUUAUUCGGAACAUUCCUCUGUAACAGUGAACAGCAGAGAGGCAAAGAGAAUCUUCCCAGGAGGACUGUGUCGCUGUGGUCUUACAUAAAUAGCCAGCUGGAGGACUUCACUAAUCCCCUCUAUGGGAGCUAUUCCAAUCAUGUCCUUUACCCAGUGGCCAGCAUGCGCCACCUAGAGCUCUGGGUGGGAUAUUACGUAAGGUGGAACCCCCGGAUGAAGCCCCAGGAGCCCAUUCACAACAGAUACAAAGAACUUCUCGCUAAACGGGCAGAGCUUCAGAAGAAGGUAGAGGAGCUCCAGAGAGAGAUUUCCAACCGAUCAACCUCAUCGUCAGAGAGGGCUGGCUCUCCGGCACAGUGCGGCACGCCUGUGCAGACGGUCGUGUGA
Messenger RNA from Rangifer tarandus platyrhynchus (Svalbard reindeer), 1932 nucleotides. NCBI's taxonomy places the organism in Eukaryota, Metazoa, Chordata, Mammalia, Artiodactyla, Cervidae. The record is from the annotation of a GenBank genome assembly.